AUCCCCUCGUUUUCUCAAUUGUCCAAACCGUCAACUAAGGCUGUCUCUCACUAAAAACUUUCCAAUUUUUUUUCUUUCUAGAUUUUCUGAAAUUAAGUAAAGUUGAAUUUUUUGGUUGGAAAUCAUUUUUUAAAAAAUUGGAUUUUUUUUUUUUUUUUUUAAAUUUUCAGUUUGUUUUGAAUCGAAAUUUGAACUCCACCUUCCCAAAAUUGAGCUUUUUCUGGUGGAGGUGGUAGAUUCAACAGCUUGGUUUUCAACAGUUUGAAAAGAAUAAAAGCAAAAAAAUAAAAAGAACAAAUAAAUCCAAGCUUUGAGUGGUUGCAUUUUAAUGGUUGAAGUCAAAAGCUCUGUUUGCUUGAUGUGAAAACUCAAGAGAAAGCAAACAGUGAAAUAGAAAGAAGAUUAAGAGUGAGUUUUAGGAUUUGAACGCUUUACAGUAAGUGGGAAAUUUGCAUUUUCAUUUAUUUUCUUUCUGGUUUUUUUUUUUUUUUUUUUUUUUUUUUGUUUGUGGUCCAAAAAAUUUAGUUUAAAACUAAAAAGCUCUGUAUUUGCACUUGAAAGUGAACGAUAAAUUGGGUUUUAAAAUCGAACCGAAAGCUGAUUCGAUUUGCAGAGUUUGUUUUUUGGAAUUUGAAAUCUGGAAGCAUUUUAACAGAAGCUUACUCAAAAAGUCGAUUUUGUUUUCUUUUUAUUUGGUUGCUAAUUUAUACCAAUCAAAUUAGAUAUAUAUAUAUAUAUACACACACACACAUACAUACACAAUCUGUUCUAGCUAGCGUUGAAAGUAGUGAGAGAUGGCGUUGGAAAUAGAUUCAAUUUUGGGAAAAUGGUUGGGUUUGAAUACCACCUCUAGCCACACUGCGGUUGCCUCAACCAACCUUUUCGUUGCGCUUCUUUGCGCUUGCAUUAUUGUUGGUCAUUUGCUUGAAGAAAAUCGAUGGAUUAACGAGUCCAUUACAGCACUCUCAAUUGGACUGUGCACUGGAGUUGUUAUAUUGCUUUCAACUGGAGGAAGAAGCUCGCAUUUAUUAGUAUUCAGUGAAGAACUUUUCUUUAUUUAUCUGCUUCCUCCUAUCAUUUUCAAUGCCGGGUUCCAAGUGAAGAAGAAGCAUUUUUUUCGCAACUUCAUGACUAUAAUGUUGUUUGGUGCUAUUGGCACUCUCAUAUCUUUUGGCAUCAUUUCCUUAGGUGCUAUACACUUCUUUCAGAAAAUGAAUAUUGGUUCUCUGGACAUUGCAGAUUAUCUUGCAAUUGGAGCAAUCUUUUCAGCAACAGAUUCUGUUUGCACCUUGCAGGUGCUUAAUCAAGAUGAGACACCUUUGUUAUACAGUCUGGUUUUCGGGGAAGGUGUAGUAAAUGAUGCCACAUCGGUAGUGCUUUUUAACGCGAUUCAAAGCUUCGACCUCUCUCAUAUCGGUUCAAGCAUUGCUUUGCAAUUUGUUGGAAGUUUUUUUUAUUUGUUCAUCACAAGUACAUUGCUAGGAGUACUUACUGGACUAGUUAGUGCAUAUAUUAUUAAAAGGCUCUAUUUUGGCAGGCACUCUACCGAUCGUGAAGUUGCUCUAAUGAUACUCAUGGCUUACUUUUCAUAUAUGCUAGCCGAACUAUUUUCUUUAAGUGCCAUUCUCACCGUAUUCUUUUGUGGAAUUGUUAUGUCUCAUUACACAUGGCAUAAUGUGACAGAAAGUUCAAGAGUGACAACUAAGCACGCUUUUGCUACUCUAUCAUUUGUUGCUGAGAUCUUCAUCUUUCUUUAUGUUGGCAUGGAUGCCUUGGAUAUUGAAAAGUGGAGAGUUAUAAGCAAUAGUCCUGGAAAAUCAAUUGGAGUAAGUUCGAUAUUGUUGGCACUGGUUCUUGUUGGAAGAGCAGCCUUUGUUUUCCCUUUGUCUUUCCUAUCCAACUUGACUAAAAAGUCUUCAUUUGAGAAAGUCAACAUAAAGCAACAAUUUACAAUUUGGUGGGCUGGUCUUAUGCGUGGUGCUGUUUCCAUGGCACUAGCUUAUAAUCAGUUUACAAGGUCGGGGCAUACUCAAUUGCGCGGAAAUGCAAUGAUGAUCACAAGUACUAUCACAGUUGUUCUUUUUAGCACAGUGGUAUUUGGGUUGAUGACAAAACCACUUAUUAGGAUAUUGCUUCCUUCAUCAAAACACAUAAGUGGCAGCAUGAUUUCUUCUGAACCAUCGACCCCGAAAUCCUUAACAACUUCUCUACUAAGCAACGGACAGGAUCCAGAGGCUGAUCCUGCAGGCGAUCAGAAUGUGUAUAGACCAACCAGUUUGAGGAUGCUCCUAUGCACACCAUCUCACACAGUCCACCAUUAUUGGAGAAAAUUCGAUAAUUCUUUCAUGCGACCAGUUUUUGGCGGUCGGGGUUUUGUACCCUUUGUUCCUGGUUCACCUACUGAACAGGAUGUUCUUCAAUGGCCACCUCAAUCAGAAUGAAUUUCAAAAUCAAAACAUAUAUAAUAAAAUUUUAAAAAAAAAAAAAAAAAAAAAAACACAGCACUAAUUUAGGAAAGUACAGGAUGGGGCAUAGAAAUGGCGUUUUAAUGUGUGGGUUUCUUUUAAAUUUUUUCUUCUUUUAUGUAUAGGAUUUGCUGAAGAGAAGGUUUGGUGACCAAAAUUUGAUUCAGCGUGGGCUGCUACUGCUUGUGUUUUUUCGGUUUUGCGGGGUGAUUAAAAAAUUUUCGUGUUCAUAGGCUACUAAUAUGUUCUGUGCCUCUGAUUGGUUUUUUUGUAAGAGGUUGGUUGACAAAUUUCUAAUUUCAGAUGAUUUGAUUUGUUAUUAAAUGAAGUUUCUGAGUUUGAUUACUGCCUUUUUGAUUCUUUGUUUUAUAAAAACAAAUUUUCGCAAUUGUGGCAGUCCCAAAAUGGUUCAAAGCUUUAUAAAAAUCACACACCAGAAUCUGAUUGCCACGUAAAUCUUAGACUUUUGCUCUUAGAAACAUUCAAUUGGAUACGUCUAAAUCAAUUCAUGAAGAAAAAACCAAUCCAUUCUAUAAUGUCUCGAUUUCAUGGCUUAAAAAAAAAACAAAAAAAACAAAAGUUCUUAUCUUCUAUGCAUGGAUUACUGGACAAGGUACCCAAAUGCCAAGCUGAUGAUAGCAAUCAUAAAGGCGUAGAGGACAGGGAAGCCCACCUGCACUUGUCCCACAUUGUUUUUCCUCAGACUUUCCUGCAAAGACGAAAUUAGAAUCAAUAUUUUGUAGGUAGGACACUUGAAAAAAGAUUAAGAGAAAACGAACAGGAAAGAGCCCUGCAUUCUUCUUUCUUAAAACACAUCCAAAACUAAAGCAAAAAUGAAAAAACUACUUCUAUAAUUUAAAUUUUUUUAAUGUUUAAGCAUAACUUUCUCUCGAGUGUUCACGCUUCUCUCUUCUGUCAUCUUCAAGAUAGUAUGUUUCGCAUAUGUCCUAUAUUUAGCAACACCAGGGUUUUAUCUAAGUAUUUAUUUAUUUUUUCUACUUAUUUUCUUUUCCCUAAAUAUCUUAGUUUUUUUCAUCCAAAUUAUUUUUAAAAAAGAGUAACCAAAAAAAGUAAAAUUUGUGUGUAUAAACUCUUUUAUUUUAUUUUUUUUAAUAUGUAAAACUGUUUUGAAUCCAAUCUGUGCAUGCAUGCAAAACACACGAGCGGUCAGCAUGAUCUCUUCCUAACCAUUGACCCCGAAAUCCUUAACACAACUCCUCUAUCCAGGUACUCAGAAUGUGUAUUAUACACCAACCAGUUUGAGGAUGCUCCUAAGCACACCAUCUCACAAUGUCCACCAUUACUGAUGAAAAUUCGAUAAUUCUUUCAUGCAACCGGUUUUUGGUGGUAGGAGUUUUGUACCCUCUGUUCCUGAUUCACCAACCGAGCAGCAUGAUCUUCCUGCUUGUGUUUUAUUUGGUUGUGCCAGGUGAUUAAAAAAAUUUCGUGUUCAUAGGCUAGCGUAUUGUGCCUUUGGUUGGUUUUUGUAAGAGGUUGCCUGACAAAUUUAUAAUUUCAAAUGAUUUGAUUUGCUAUUAAAUGAAGCUUCUGACUUCGAUUAUGGCUUUUUGAUUGUUUGUUCUGCAUCGUUUUUUCUUUUCUUCUUCUUCUUUUUUUUUUUUUUUUCUUCCCGUACAAUCAAAUUUGUAAAUUAUUCCACACUGAAUCUGAUACAUAUGCAAAUACUUUCCAGCAUAAUCUUCCAUUAACAAAAUUACUAAAAAUUAUUUUUGUUUGGUCCAUAUAUUACACAUCAAAUUGAAAAGGGGG
Molecule: messenger RNA, 4235 nt
Organism: Ziziphus jujuba (common jujube)
Lineage: Eukaryota; Viridiplantae; Streptophyta; Magnoliopsida; Rosales; Rhamnaceae
Product: sodium/hydrogen exchanger 1-like
Exons: 14
Coding region: 795-2441 (548 amino acids)
Biological process (GO): regulation of pH; proton transmembrane transport; sodium ion transport
Cellular component (GO): membrane
Molecular function (GO): sodium:proton antiporter activity
Source: RefSeq, a predicted model, not a curated record